This is a messenger RNA of Terrapene triunguis (Three-toed box turtle), 1124 nucleotides long. RefSeq names its product complement C4-like. The transcript is spliced from 7 exons. Gene Ontology annotation, biological process: complement activation. Lineage: Eukaryota; Metazoa; Chordata; Testudines; Emydidae. The record is from RefSeq and is a predicted model, not a curated record. The annotation marks the transcript as partial.
ACCCCCAAGCCCCAGGGUAGUGGGGGGCAGGUGAUACCACUGAGGCACCAGGCCGUGCACCUGUGGAACUCACCGCUACCAGUGUCGGCUGGUGCCCGCAGGGCGUCCCUUGCACGUGUGCCUCGCACGCUCACCCCCAUUCUCUCCCCCCAGGGUGGCAUCGGGGGGCACCAGGGGGGCGUCUCGCUCACGGCGUUCGUGGUGGUGGCCCUGAAGCAGGCGCUGGCGGUGUACGAGGGGCAAGAGGCCGACCCGGAGCUGCAGACAGAGAAGCAGCAGCAGCGGGAACGCGUGAAAAGCAGCCUGUCCCGGGCCACGCGGUACCUGUCGGCAACGCCAGAGCGGGGCCGGGACCCCUACCCGGCCGCCAUCACGGCCUACGCCCUGUCCCUGGCCUCCGACAACGCGUCCGCCAUCCAGGCUGCCGACCGCCGGCUCCGGGACCUCGCCCUGCAGGACAAUGAGGGGACCAUGAUGUUUUGGGGAAUGGAGCAGAGUGGGGCCACCUCCGCUUCAGCCAACUCGGUCGAGGCCACGGCCUACGCGCUCCUGCACCUCGUGCUGCACAACGACCUCUCGACCGCCAAGAAAGUUGCCCGGUGGCUGACGGAGCAGAAGAACUACGGUGGCGGCUUCAAAUCCACACAGGACACGGUGGUGGCACUGGAUGCCCUCUCCCAGUACUGGAUCAACACCUACACCCCAGAAGGGAACGCGCUGGAUUUAACGUUCUCCAGCCCAGGCAGAUCAGGCACCAAGAAAGUGAUUCUCGACCGCUCCCAGAACCACAUCCAGGAAGAGCUGCAGUUCUCCUUGGGCGACAACCUCCGAGUGAAGGUGGAAGGGAAAGGAAAGGGGACCCUGACUGUGCUGAAGCUGUACAACGUGCUGGAACUGCACAACGGCUCGUGCCAGAGCCUGGGGCUGGAGGUGACGGUCAGCGGGGACGUGCGCUUCGAGGUGGACGAGGAGGAUGACUAUGACUAUGACUAUGGGGGGGAGGCCCCCGCGGCUGAGGCCCCGCUCCACCCCAUCCACUGGUUCGACGCCCGGCGCCGGCGCCGCAGGGAGGCGGCUGACCCCAGCAAGCGCAACAAGGACGUGGCCUAUUCUGUCUGCAUCUG